AUGGUUACAAAGGUUGGCAUCAACGGCUUUGGUCGUAUCGGUCGUCUGGUGUUCCGUAAUGCCGUUGAGCAUGGUCAGGUCAAUGUGGUGGCUGUCAACGACCCAUUCAUCGACCCCAAAUACGCCGCCUACAUGCUGAAAUACGAUUCACAACAUGGCCAAUUCAAGGGCAGCAUUGAAGUCAAGGGAGAAAAACUCGUCGUCAAUGGUCAAGAGGUCGCAUUCUAUAUGAAGAAAGAUCCAGCCGAGAUCCCCUGGAGCGAUACUGGGGCAUACUACAUUGUCGAGUGUACCGGUGUCUUUACCACCAAAGACAAGGCUGCAGCUCACCUGAAGGGUGGUGCUAAAAAGGUCGUUAUCUCUGCUCCCUCAGCCGAUGCUUCCAUGUUCGUUAUGGGUGUUAACGAAAAGAGUUACAAAUCGGACAUCGAGGUCAUCUCCAAUGCUUCAUGCACCACGAAUUGUCUCGCACCUCUUGCCAAGAUCAUCCACGACAAGUUUGGCAUCAAGGAGGGCUUGAUGACCACGAUUCAUUCCUACACAGCAACACAGAAGACUGUCGAUGGACCUUCGGCUAAGGAUUGGCGUGGUGGUCGUACUGCUGCCCAGAACAUCAUUCCCAGCAGCACUGGUGCAGCAAAGGCCGUCGGAAAGGUUAUCCCUGAGCUGAAUGGCAAGCUUACCGGCAUGUCCAUGCGUGUCCCAACCUCCAACGUCUCCGUUGUCGACUUGACUUGUGUCACCGAGAAACCUUGCAGCUAUGAUGAAAUUAAAGCGGCCGUCAAAGAGGCUGCUGAAGGUCCAAUGAAAGGUAUCAUGGCCUAUUCCGAGGAUGAGCUGGUUUCCAGCGAUCUGAAUGGUGACGACCAUUCUGCCAUCUUCGAUGCCAAGGCCGGUAUUGCUCUGAAUGACCAUUUCAUCAAGCUGGUUGCCUGGUACGAUAAUGAAUGGGGCUACUCUCGUCGUGUUUUAGAUCUCCUUGCAUAUAUUGCCAAGGUUGAUGGCAAUGCCUAG
Molecule: messenger RNA, 1014 nt
Organism: Endocarpon pusillum Z07020
Lineage: Eukaryota; Fungi; Ascomycota; Eurotiomycetes; Verrucariales; Verrucariaceae
Product: Glyceraldehyde-3-phosphate dehydrogenase
Exons: 6
Coding region: 1-1014 (337 amino acids)
Biological process (GO): glucose metabolic process
Molecular function (GO): NADP binding; NAD binding; oxidoreductase activity, acting on the aldehyde or oxo group of donors, NAD or NADP as acceptor
Source: RefSeq, a predicted model, not a curated record